Molecule: messenger RNA, 1806 nt
Organism: Metarhizium brunneum ARSEF 3297
Lineage: Eukaryota; Fungi; Ascomycota; Sordariomycetes; Hypocreales; Clavicipitaceae
Product: Vacuolar amino acid transporter 3
Biological process (GO): amino acid transmembrane transport
Cellular component (GO): vacuolar membrane
Molecular function (GO): L-tyrosine transmembrane transporter activity
Source: RefSeq, a predicted model, not a curated record
AUGGACGACCAUGACGCGACCCCGAAUAGCUUACGGCACGGCGCCAUUCUCGACAGAUAUCUCCCGGAAGGCUACUCCGCUGACCCAGAAGUGAGCUUAUCGUCUCAACCCACGGUAGAAAGCAUAGCGGAACAUGGACGAAGCGUGGAACAAGUCUUGGGGCCAUCGACGACGACAGUCUUGCCUGGGGUUGGUAUCGCCGAAUCAUCAUCAACUAACCCCGAUGACUUGUCGUCAGAGACUCUCGAAUCAUCGCUAAAGCUACAAGGUGGAGAUAUACACCGUGACAUGUUCAAGAUUAAAGCCCAGGCGAAUUCACUGCGGCGAGCUGCGACAUUCUCCCAUCAACCAUCUCCACGUUUGGGCCCGGCUGACGAACAUGCACACCACGGCAGGCAUCGUCGGAGGUUUAGUGGCACUGUGAUCAUUACGAAGAACUUCGUCGAUUUUCUAGACCUAUAUGGCAGUUUUGCCGGCGAGGAUUUAGAAGAUGAAGACACAUCCGAGGAUGAGUCUGCGAUCGACGACCAUGACGUAGACGAGCCAAACGAACGCCGGCCACUCAUUGAUCGCCCAUUCACACGACGACGCAGAAGCUCCAGGCGGUUGGCACGAGAAGGCGAUGCUAGCACUGUGAAAACCUUCUUCACACUUCUCAAAGCCUUCAUUGGAACUGGCAUUAUGUUUCUUCCCAAAGCGUUUCGUAAUGGGGGUAUCCUCUUCUCGUCCCUGACGUUGGUGGCUGUGUCACUGAUCAACUGCCUGUGCUUUCGCCUCUUGCUUGACUGUCGGCAGAGAUAUGGCGGCGGCUAUGGCGAACUCGGAGCGUCCAUCGUUGGUCCCAAGUUCCGCGGUCUCAUUCUCGGCUCGAUUGCGUUAUCCCAGUUGGGGUUCGUCUGCACCGGACUGAUCUUUACUGCAGAAAACCUAUAUUCCUUCUUGGAUGCUGUAACUCGGGGCCAAAGAAAUGUUGAUGUUGGGGUACCGAGCCUGAUUGCUCUGCAGCUUCUACCUCUUGUGCCACUGGUCCUCAUUCGAAAAAUCUCCAAGUUAGGGCCCGCCGCCUUGCUUGCUGAUAUCUUUAUUCUUGUUGGCCUUGUAUACAUUUGGCAAUUUGAUAUACGGGCCUUGGCAACGCAUGGAAUGGCACCUAGCGUGCAACUGUUCAAUCCUUCGGCAUUCACUUUGACUAUAGGUUCUGCCAUCUUCACUUUCGAGGGUAUAGGUCUCAUCUUGCCUAUUCAGUCCAGCAUGAAGAAACCGGAACAAUUCAGUGGGCUACUAUACUUUGUGAUGUUGCUCAUUACAGUCUUCUUCACAUCAGUCGGUGCCCUUUGUUAUGCUACUUUUGGCGAAGAAACGAAGAUUCAGAUCAUUUCCAACUUUCCCCAGGACUCAGUGGUAGUCAAUGCGGUGCAAUUACUGUACUCUCUUGCCGUCCUAGCAGGCGAGCCUGUCCAGUUGUUUCCAGCCGUACGUAUCAUUGAAACGUCAUUGUUUGGGGAGAGAGCUACUGGCAAGAAGAGCCUUGCCAUUAAGUGGCAGAAGAAUGCGGCUAGGACCCUAGUAAUGGGUCUCUGUGUUGGCAUCAGUAUCGUUGGUGCCAGCGAUUUGGACAAGUUUGUGGCCUUGAUUGGAAGUUUUGCAUGUGUGCCACUUGUAUACAUCUACCCGGCGUAUCUGCAUUAUAAGGGUAUUGCGGAAUCUUCAUGGGCAAAGGCGUUGGACAUGGCCAUAAUGAUUGUGGGCUUGGUUGCCAUGCUUUAUACCACAUCGGUCACUUCUGCUCAAUGGAUACAAAGCUAG